Molecule: messenger RNA, 1326 nt
Organism: Encephalitozoon cuniculi GB-M1
Lineage: Eukaryota; Fungi; Microsporidia; Unikaryonidae
Product: alpha tubulin
Exons: 1
Coding region: 1-1326 (441 amino acids)
Biological process (GO): mitotic cell cycle; microtubule cytoskeleton organization
Cellular component (GO): microtubule; cytoplasm
Molecular function (GO): GTP binding; structural constituent of cytoskeleton
Source: RefSeq, marked provisional
AUGAGAGAAAUAAUUUCAUUGCACAUUGGACAGGCGGGAGUGCAGAUAGGAAAUGCAUGCUGGGAGCUGUACUGUAAGGAGCACGGGAUCCUGCCUAACGGGCAGCUUGACCAGAACAAGAUGGACGAUGAGAGUGCGGAGUCGUUUUUCUCGCCAACAAGUGUUGGGACGUAUGUGCCGCGCACACUCAUGGUUGAUCUUGAACCUGGGGUGCUUGACAGCAUCAAGACUGGGAAGUAUCGGGAGCUGUACCAUCCUGGGCAGCUGAUUUCUGGAAAGGAGGAUGCAGCAAACAACUAUGCGCGGGGGCACUACACGGUAGGAAAGGAGAUUAUCGAGCCUGCAAUGGAGCAGAUAAGAAGGAUGGCAGACAGCUGCGACGGGCUGCAGGGGUUCCUGAUAUACCAUAGCUUUGGAGGAGGAACAGGGUCUGGAUUUGCAUCGCUGAUGAUGGAUAGGCUUGCUGCAGAGUUUGGGAAGAAGAGCAAGCUCGAGUUCAGUGUGUAUCCUGCGCCAAAGAUAGCAACUGCGGUUGUUGAGCCCUACAACAGCAUCCUGACGACUCACACGACGCUGGACUACUCUGACUGCUCAUUUCUUGUUGACAACGAGGCGAUUUACGACAUGUGCAGGAACCUUGGGAUUCAAAGGCCAUACUACACCGACAUCAACCGAGUGAUUGCACAGGUUGUUUCGUCGAUAACGGCGUCUCUCCGGUUCCCUGGGUCCUUGAAUGUUGACCUGACGGAGUUCCAGACGAACCUUGUUCCAUAUCCCCGAAUCCAUUUUCCGCUUGUUGCAUACUCUCCAAUGCUGUCGAAGGAAAAGGCGGCACACGAGAAGCUGAGUGUGCAGGAGAUCACAAAUGCAUGCUUCGAGCCCCAGAACCAGAUGGUGCGAUGCGACACGAGAAAGGGGAAAUACAUGGCAUGCUGUCUCCUGUUCAGAGGGGAUGUGAAUCCUAAGGAAGCAAACAACGCAACAGCCAAUGUUAAGGCAAAGAGAACCAAUCAGUUUGUUGAGUGGUGCCCCACGGGAUUCAAGGUUGGGAUCAACAGUAGAAAGCCCACUGUCCUCGAUGGAGAGGCGAUGGCAGAGGUGUCCAGGGCUGUGUGUGCGCUCUCCAACACAACGGCGAUAUCGGAGGCAUGGAAGAGGCUCAACAACAAGUUUGACCUUAUGUUUUCGAAGCGGGCAUUUGUGCACUGGUAUGUUGGCGAGGGGAUGGAGGAAGGAGAGUUCAGCGAGGCCAGGGAGGACCUUGCCAUGCUUGAGGAUGACUACGAAAGAAUUUCUUCGAAUGCAGAGCCCGUUGAUGAGUAUUAA